UACGGCGCUAAAAAAACAAGUAACUACUUUUUGAUACAGCGGCCGAGCCCGCAGUGUUGCGUUGUCAUUUCGAUUGAGUGCUUCCAUGUCAUCCGUUCCUUGCUGUUGCAAUCGGGGGACAUCGAAACUAAUCCUGGUCCUGAUACUAACGCCAUACUAGCCGAGCUAAAAAAACUAUCCACCGGUCAAUCGAAAUUACUUGCAGAGGUACAAGACCUUAAAACCCAGCUAUUAACAACAGAUAAAGCGAUAUCAGAUUUAAGCGGGCGCAUGACUGCGCUCGAAAACCAUUAUCAAAAUCUCGCCCCCGUGCGCACCGAAUUAGAAAAUGUAAAAAUCGAGACGGCUCAGACGGCCCGUUUGGUCUGUGGCUUGGAGGCACGCUUCGACGAUGCCGAAAAUCAUUCUCGACGCAACAACCUCAUUUUCUAUGGCAUCCCUAACUCCACUGGACCAGAAACGUUUGCCCAAUCAGAACAGCUCGUCAUCCGGCACUGUCGUGAUCACUUGAACAUAACCAUAGACCCCAAAGAAAUAGAGCGUGCACAUCGUCUUGGACAUCACACAUCUGACCGCCCUCGCCCAGUAAUCGUUAAAUUCACGUUCUAUAAGACAAAAGACACCAUACUAUCUAAUGGCCGCAAGUUCAAAGGAACAAGUUUCAGUGUUGGCGAAGACUUUUCUCGGCCCGUCCAAAAUGCUCGCAAACACCUACUUGCGUUUGCAAAAAGCAAAAAUACGCCGUUUUCUUUACGAUUUAAAACACUACUUAUGGGCCCGAAACGCUAUAUUUUUGAUGAACCAUCACAGACAGUAAGGGAAACAGCAUAGCAAUUGCCCCGUCAGAAGAAAAUAACAGCCCCCUCUCGGAAUUCUACCAAAACUAAUCUUUCAUUUUCCGUAAUCUUCACCAACGCGCGAAGCUUUCUUCCGAAACGAGAAAUUUUGUCUAAUCUCGUGUUGUCCUCUUGUAGUAAUUUGUUGAUAUUAACCGAAACCUGGCUGUCUAAAGAAAUCACUGAUGCUGAAGUUCUGGCCGAUUUGCCGGACUUCCGCCUUUAUAGAAAUGACCGCCAAGCCACACGAGGAGGAGGUGUUCUCAUCGCCGUACACCAGCAGUUGUCAUGUUCUAUUGUUAACAUUACAUCCGACCUUGAAAUACUAUGGAUCAUAUGUCGCGCUU
Molecule: messenger RNA, 1183 nt
Organism: Ixodes scapularis (black-legged tick)
Lineage: Eukaryota; Metazoa; Arthropoda; Arachnida; Ixodida; Ixodidae
Exons: 1
Source: RefSeq, a predicted model, not a curated record